Molecule: messenger RNA, 6265 nt
Organism: Ochotona curzoniae (black-lipped pika)
Lineage: Eukaryota; Metazoa; Chordata; Mammalia; Lagomorpha; Ochotonidae
Gene: RBPJ
Product: recombination signal binding protein for immunoglobulin kappa J region
Exons: 11
Coding region: 1057-2562 (501 amino acids)
Biological process (GO): Notch signaling pathway; regulation of transcription by RNA polymerase II
Cellular component (GO): nucleus; MAML1-RBP-Jkappa- ICN1 complex
Molecular function (GO): RNA polymerase II cis-regulatory region sequence-specific DNA binding; DNA-binding transcription activator activity, RNA polymerase II-specific
Source: RefSeq, a predicted model, not a curated record
GAAGGUGCAUUCUCGCGAGGUUUAGGAAAUUUCCCACGGCCCGUGUUGUGUCUGAGCCGCGUAGUGGAAGGCGGUGGGAAGGAGGUGUAGCGUGAGACUGGGCUGCCCGCAUUGGGCACAUGCGCAGUGCCGCGCGCGCGCGCGCGCGCGCGCGUGUGUGUGUGUGUGUGUGUGCCGCGCCAAUCCUGCAGCGCCUACAGCAGGUUUCGGGCGGCUGAUUCCAGUUCUCCGGGUUUUGGGGCUCCCUGCGGGAGGCAGUGCUGGACCUGGGAAUCUCUGGAAAGGACAGGGAAAAGAAGGGGGGGGGGAGGUGAACGCAGGGAGGGCUGCAGGUACAGAGGAGGAGGCGGGUUCAGGCCUUGCACCGCGCUGUAAGUGCUCAGCCGGACCACGUUAGCUGGGGCUUCCGGGCUUAGGCGCCCCCCUAACUGGAGUACGUUUCGGGCCACGGGCAGCGUCCUCGGCUAUGCCAGGCCCACAGGAGGACCCGCUCCCUGGGCAGCAGCGUCGGGCCCCGCCUGUGGCCGGGCGCGCACAGACAGCUGGUGGACAGGAGGGCUGUGGUUGCCAGAGGCCUCGGGCUGACCUCGUCUGGCACCCGGCAGAAGCGGCCAAGGCCACAGGGCUCCCCGCACAACUUUCUCGUGUGUGGAGCUCGGGAAGGGUCGAGUCACGAGGGCGCCCGUGUCCACGUCCCCUCUGGCCUGGGGCGCGCGCGGGGAGGAGGGGGGGCCGGCAAGCGGAAUGAAUGAAGGGAGUUCCUGCUGGCCUGUCACUCGCCCGCAGCUCGCUCACCUGGCGCCGACGUUAGCAAUAAAGGAGGCGUCCAACGAACGUCUGAAUGAAUGAAAAGGGCUGGGAAGCCGCAGUGAGCGCGGGAAGCCACUUGGAAAACACCCCUUUGAGGAGGCGGCCCGUUUUUCCCAGGACCCCUCCUCCCUUGCCACCUCGGCCCCGCCUCCUGACCCCUCCAUUCCCCGUCCCCGUAGGAAUCCCCUCCGGUUUUCCUCAGUCUCCAGGGCGCGCCCCAAAACCCGGAAAAGCGGAGCGCUCCCCAUGGACCACACGGAGGGCUCGCCCGCCGGGGAGCCGCCUGCGCAUGCUCCAUCGCUGGGGAAAUUUGGUGAGCGACCUCCACCCAAGCGACUCACUAGGGAAGCUAUGCGGAACUAUCUAAAAGAGCGAGGGGAUCAAACAGUGCUUAUUCUUCAUGCAAAAGUUGCACAGAAGUCAUAUGGAAAUGAAAAAAGGUUCUUUUGCCCUCCUCCAUGUGUGUAUCUUAUGGGCAGUGGAUGGAAGAAAAAAAAAGAGCAAAUGGAACGCGAUGGUUGUUCUGAGCAAGAGUCUCAACCUUGUGCAUUUAUUGGAAUAGGAAAUAGUGACCAAGAAAUGCAGCAGCUGAACUUGGAAGGAAAGAGCUAUUGCACAGCCAAAACCUUGUACAUAUCUGAUUCAGACAAGAGAAAACACUUCAUGUUAUCUGUAAAGAUGUUCUAUGGCAACAGUGAUGACAUUGGUGUGUUCCUCAGCAAGCGGAUAAAAGUCAUCUCCAAGCCUUCCAAAAAGAAGCAGUCACUGAAAAAUGCAGACUUGUGCAUUGCCUCAGGAACAAAGGUGGCUCUGUUUAAUCGGCUUCGGUCCCAGACUGUCAGUACCAGAUACUUGCAUGUAGAAGGAGGCAACUUCCACGCCAGUUCCCAGCAGUGGGGAGCAUUUUACAUCCAUCUCUUGGAUGAUGAUGAAUCAGAAGGGGAGGAAUUCACCGUCCGAGAUGGCUACAUCCAUUAUGGACAAACGGUCAAACUCGUGUGUUCUGUGACUGGCAUGGCACUCCCAAGAUUGAUAAUUAGGAAGGUUGAUAAGCAGACGGCUUUGCUGGAUGCAGAUGAUCCUGUGUCUCAACUCCAUAAGUGCGCAUUCUACCUGAAGGAUACAGAAAGAAUGUACUUGUGCCUUUCUCAAGAAAGAAUAAUCCAGUUUCAGGCCACUCCAUGUCCAAAAGAACCAAAUAAAGAAAUGAUCAAUGACGGAGCUUCCUGGACAAUCAUUAGCACAGACAAGGCGGAGUACACCUUUUACGAGGGAAUGGGCCCCGUCCUUGCCCCUGUCACCCCUGUGCCUGUUGUGGAAAGUCUCCAGCUGAAUGGUGGAGGGGACGUGGCGAUGCUUGAACUCACAGGACAGAAUUUCACUCCAAAUUUACGAGUGUGGUUUGGGGAUGUGGAAGCCGAAACGAUGUACAGAUGUGGAGAGAGCAUGCUCUGUGUUGUCCCAGACAUUUCUGCAUUCCGAGAAGGUUGGAGGUGGGUCCGGCAGCCAGUCCAAGUUCCAGUAACUUUGGUUCGUAAUGAUGGAAUCAUUUAUUCCACCAGCCUUACCUUUACCUACACCCCAGAACCAGGGCCCCGGCCACACUGCAGCGCCGCGGGAGCCAUCCUUCGAGCCAACUCCAGCCAAGUGCCCCCCAGCGAGCCCAGCACAAACAGCGAGGGCAGUUACACAAACACCAGUACAAAUUCAACCAGCGUCACAGCGUCAUCCGCAGCCACGGUGCUAUCCUAACCACCGUCUUUUUGCUGGGACCUAAACUGACUGGAGUGUGGCCGAAAGUUGACAGAAAAAGGAAAGAGAAAAAAAAAAAAUGAACAAUCUCUUGUGGUUUCUUGGGAAAACUUUUCAUACCAGGUGAUACUAUAGAAAGCCCCUGCCUGUUACUUGCAAGUGCUGAUUGGAAACACAGAAGCCACCGUCAAACGAAAACAACAGCUAAAUGUACAAAGCAUUGGAGUUGAAUUUUCAGCUGUUUUUUGUUUUGUUUUGUUUUUAUUUUUUUGGUCUUUGUUGUUUCUCUGUUGUUGUUUGGUCAGUUUUGUUUAAAUGGGCAAGAAAUAGAUAUGUGGCUGGAAUAAAAGUUAAGCAAACUAGAAGGCACAAAUCUAACAUAGUUUUUACGGACCAAGGAACUUGUAUAAGCUUUAGUAAAAGGUACCUUUUCACCAUACCUUUUUUUAUAUCGCAGUAUAUAGUACACCUUGUUACCAAAUAGGCUCUUCUCCCUGCCCUUUGGAGCUUUGCUCUGAAGUACAGCCCGGCUCCAAGCCCGACCGCACUGCUUCAUCCAGUUACCCGAUGCCAGGUCGCUUUGGUCCAAGGCUGGAACUUUUCUUUUUUCCUUUUUUAUGCUGACGUCUUAAUGACUUUCCGUGAGUUGAAAUUGUUUAAAUUUCAGCAAGUCACAUCUUCAAAAGUCUGCAUAUUUUUUUUUUAAAAGAUUAAAUGAAGUCUGUGCAAAAGCUUUAAAAGAGAUGCCUCUGCCUUGCCUGCCUACACGCAAUGGACGUGAACUUGGUCUCUGUCCUCAGACACUGCUGGGAGUUCUUCUAUGUUUUCCUUUUUUUACAAAGAAAUUGUAUUUAUAGUGGUAAUCCAAGAAGUUUUAACGUUGGUGUGGAAUCCCAUGUGGCCAUUUAGUUAAUGAGCUAAUGGCGCAGAAAGUGUCGGUGUUUGAAGUGUUGGCCCCCCUUCCCUGUGCGUAAGUGCAUCUGUACGUGCCGGGACGUGUUCAGGUCCUCCUCCGCCCCGAUAUUGUACAUAACUUGUAUUAUGUGUAAGUUAAACAUUUUAUUUUGAACAUGGAAUGUUCCCAAUGAUUUCGUUCAGCAGGGUCUUUUUCUGCCUUGUUGACAAAUGGAAAAAAAAGAAUAUAUCAUGAGAAUUAUUUGCUAUCAAUUGAUAAUGACACCCUUAUGGUAGAAUGUGGAAAAUUUCAACAAAAGCAUGCUUUAUUACCUUUGCCUCUUUUUUUUUUUUUUUCUUGUUUGGUAGCCUAAUCCAAAUCAUCAUUGUAAUCUUUAAACAGAAGAUGCUUUUAUUAGGUGAUAAACUAAAAUAGCUGAAAGACAGUACUUUAGAAGCAGGUCAUUGCAAGAUCAUAAAAUGCAAAUGUAACUUAUGUUUCUAUUUCUCCCCAUGCCUAUUUUGGUCUCCUCCCCGGUACUGGGCAUCUCCACAAAUGUCUCCUGCUCAGAAAAAAAAAAAAAAAAGGAAAAAUGUGUUAAGACGUGAUUGAGUGUUCAGGGCUGUGUUGGCUCACAUGCUCGUCUGGCCAGCCUGAUGCUGCUGCCAUUCCUGCACUUUGGUUACGCCUUUGUUCAGCUUCUUAGCAACUGCAGCAGACUCGUCGGAGUACCUGAGUACAGGAGCCCUGUGUGCAAUGUGUUGAGGACACAGGCAAAGAUACAAUCAUCCUUAGAGUAAAAACUACCUCUGGAUUGUGGUAAGCUUUUACUGUCCCAUAAAACAGGAGCCACAAGUACCUUGUGAGUGCAAAACUGUGACUUCCUGCAGCGUUCCUGGUGUCUUUCUGGUGUCCUGGGCCACUACUAAGAAGUUUCCAUCGUUAGGCUUUUUAAAUACAAGGAGCCUGUUUUCCUGCUUUGCAGUCUUCAUUACUCUGUGCUUAGACUAUGCCACUGUAAAUACUGUUCCAAACAUCCUUAAAUUGCCUUGUCCUUGCUUUUCAAGGGGAAAGUCCUUUGUAAAACACACGAGGUGGUUAAAUCAAUGUUAUUGGGGUUUCCUCUUAUUGAAAGAAAGCCUUUAAUCACCCCAGGCUGCACUAUACUAUAUGUAAAUAUCUGUGUGUAUGUAUAUAGCCUUUCCGAUCUGCUCCAGUCACUCACUCCUCUCUUGUAAAUUAAUCCUGCCUCACACCUUAAAUCUGUGAUCAAGGGCAGAGCUCAUUGUGGCCUUAUCUUUCUUUGUUGUAACUGUUCACUCGCUUUGACUUGCAAACUUGCUUAUUUCUGGGUAGUAUUUAUUUUCUCUGUUGCGUCAUGGGAAGUAAUUACUGCAGAGUGCUUUGUUAUUCUGGGUGUAAAGGUAUUUUCCAUGCUGCUUUACUUUCAGCGGGCCACUUUUAAUCCUCCACUUCUUAUUGAUGGUUAGUUAAGGAAUGUUAUGAAAUUAACUGAUUACAAAGGAGAAGCUUUGGAAGAACAAACUUCGUUACCCAGCUUUGUAGCUCAAAGUGAUUUUUUCAAAGUCAUGGAUUUAUCAAAAUGAACUUUGGCUUUUCCAAAUGGUUGUAUCUUAUUUUGGUUCUUUGUUCCUUUGUAAUCAGACAAUUGACAGCAAAUACACACACACCCUUCACACCCUUGUUUUGUUUUUUUUUUUCUGAAAUGUCCAUUUUCCCCACCAAUUUUUUGCCAUUUUCUUACCAGAGACUGAAGAGUGAAAUGAUAGGUCUGUGAUAGUCUGUUGUUUGUCAGUAGUUCUUUUGUCAGCUGCUUGAAAACAGAAGAGGAGACGUUUCCGGUGGUCCUGGGGUCAGUUUCCAGCGUGUAGUGUGGAGGCACCUGGUCCUCCGGCUGCAGUGGGACGUGUUGUCUCCAGCCCACGGGGAGACAUGAGGUGCCAGUUGUUCACGCUCACGGAGACUCUGAGAUCAGUGUGCACAGAGGUGAAAGUGGAGGGUGUUUGACAUUUUGAAGAAUGCGAUUUCAGAAAGGUGUCUUGGGCUCUCAUGAUUCUAUGCAAUUUCUACAAAUGUACAUGAAUGCUGAGCUGUGAUCCAGUCCAUGGAGCCCAUUACAUUUAUCAGACUGAGGAGUUUUAUUGUAAAAUGCCCUUUAUAUUUUGAAUGAUUUCACAGUUGAACACUAGUCUAACAUUUAACCUGCUGCUGACUUUUCUUAAACUGGCACCUACAGCCAUCAUGGGGACAUGAAUUCCUUGGGGAGUCCUAACUGGUUGAUUUGCUUUUGUUUUUAAUGAAACUAGUACCAGCUGUGCCCCCAUGGAGCUUCUCCAACACUGUUUUUGAGAACUAAACCUGACUAGUCAUGGAAACCAGAAUAUCCGCAGGGGGAAUGAGGGUCCUUUUUGAAACAAAAUGCUCUUCAGUUAUCUACCAAGCUCUUUUUUUUCUCCUUUUUUUGUGAAAGCAGCUGUAUUUCUGAUGAGUACUGAACAGCCAUGUGUCAGUUUCCGUGCCAGCCCUUGACUUUGUUUUCAAGCACUGUGAUGUUGGAUUGAUGGUUAGAAACAAUAAUAUAUUAGGGUUUCUGUUUAACCCAUUCAGGACUGAACUGUAUCUCUUUUCAUUCAUUUUUCCCUGUGUCGUGAUAAAUGUUUGCCGGCAUUCAGUACUGUGUUGGUCCAGAUGUAGGUUUCUAUGCUCCUUUUUAGCUGAUUUCUCGUACCUUGCGGCAUGCUCUAUGCAUUCAGUCCUUAAGGGGGUUAUUUUACAAACUGUGCGCCU